AUGCAAUGUAGAAAUUCCAUCGAAUUGUUAGAACAGGGCAGCACAGCAUGCAGUCACUCUACAUUAUGUGGGCGACGUAAUUCAGAAUUCAGGACCACUGCAUCGGAAUCAGACUAUUAUGACUCCGAUGACAGUCGUCAUCCCAAUAGCUUGACGGAAACACGCGACACCCUGGAAAAUACUCCCGUUAACUUGACAGAAACUCGCGAAACCCUGGAAAAUAAAACUGAUCAUCAUAUUAAUGAUCUUUUGGGCUGCGAAGAGGGGGAGGGGGCGCCCGGGCCACCGUUAAAUGAUCAGCUUAUGUCAAGGUGGUCCACAUACAUCAGUAAAGGCGUAGAAAAAGACCAGUUUAAAGAAAUGUAUCAAAAAUACCCGCUUUCCUCGAAUGGGGAAUUACUACAAGCCCCUCAAGUCAACCCAGAAGUGCUGGUAUUAUUAUCAAAUGACCAAAAAUCCACCGAUUCAUAUCUGACUAAAGCUCAAAAUUGUUUGGGAAAAGGACUAGUCGCGUUGGGACAGGUUCUUAGUGAAUCCUUGGACAAGCUUGAAAAUACCGAGAGCAAUAAAACUGUAAUAGAUGCUGCCAAGUUUUUUUCCGGAGCUAUGCAUAGUCUCACUCACAUAGAAGAUAUGUAUAAACCGUUUUUUGAUGAUCCUGUUAAAACAUACGAGUAUUACAAUUUUCUGCCUGAUGCUCGAGAUGAUUUAAAAGAUAACGAUGAUGUUGUGGUCUUGCCUCCAGACGCGCGUUAUUUGACUGACGAGGAGGAAUUGGACUAAAAGCAACUGAUGGCAAAUAGAAUGCUACAAGAUGGUUCUAGUCGUUUAUAGCUGUUUCGCCAAAGUUCAACAAAUGACGAGUUCUGAAGCAGCGACGAAGAGCAUUUGAGUGAAGUGCGAAAACGUAUACAAAUACCUAAAUAAAUCUAAACACGAUGACUUGGACUGAGAGAAAUGCAAUCCUGAAUAUUCCAUUUGGUCUGAGCCGCCACCGUUAUGUGAAAUGAAUUCCAAUAGGGAUAAACUAGUGGAAGAGAUAAAGGAACUAUUUGAACUUUUCUUUGAUGAUACGGUUUUGCGGCAUAUUGUCGAGCAGUCCAUGUUAUCUCAAAAUACUCGACACCAAAGAAGAAAUGAAAUCCUUCAUAAAUUCGGACAUUUUCCUGCGAAGCUAGAGAAGCAAUUACGAUGUACAGUAUGCCAUUCAAGGGUUCGUCAACACUACGUAUUGAACGUGCCUGCUUCAAGUUACAUCAUACAAAAUAAACGGUUUCGCCCAUUGUACUCAAAUGAGUACAGAUAUUUUUUUGGUAAAAAUAAUAAAAU
Messenger RNA from Acanthoscelides obtectus, 1329 nucleotides. The record is from the annotation of a GenBank genome assembly. Lineage: Eukaryota; Metazoa; Arthropoda; Insecta; Coleoptera; Chrysomelidae.